AGUGAUAGAAUUUAUAAUCACGUCCCAUCGAACAAUAUCACAGGACUAGUGUGUAGCUUGAGGGGCAUUCUUGUUGUCGUUGGCUAUUCGAUCCUUACAGACACUGCUUUUGUCAUACGGAGUCAAAUAGAAUCGAAGACGGACUUAAGGACCCAAGCCACUGGAUCCCGCUGUAUUCGAUAAAUCCUGCAAGUUUCGGAAAUAGCAUAGGACCUUUGUACCUCAUCGGAUUCGGCGUUCUUUUGUUAAGCCGUCUCGAUACGCGAUAGGCGAGUGUCACGGUGCUUCGAAUACAUCGAUCGAGCACAUUCUUUUUAGGUACAUUGUUACCUUGGUACCUAGCACGGACUUAGCUUAGGACCCACGUACUGUACUUCACGUUUAGCGCAGUUGCCUUGUGGAGCUUCAGCGCUAUGUCUAAUUUGGGCUUAAUGGGUUCGCCUACGAUGGGGGUACAUCCUACUCUCAGCAGUAAUAAUAAUACGCUGGUAGGGGAUGCCGCUGACGGAGGGGUCGGGGUGGGUGUCGGCCAUGUUACUAAGGCCUCGUCCACUAUCGCCAUUUCAGAAUACCCCCUGCGACAUUCCAGUUCGCCUACAACUACAAACUCCGACACUGCGCCGCAUGUUCCUGCCAACUCUUCCCUUCCUCUUCAACAUCAAUCUCAUCAAUGCAAUGCUGACCACGACGACGAUAACUCGGAGCCUUCAGCUCUAGCCUUAAAAUCUCCCGACGACGUCCCUUCCAAAAAUCAAUCGCGCGGUCACCACAGUCACGCUCCCUCCGUUGAGGCUAUUCCUCGCCAGACUAUUAUGAAGGCGCUAGCCUCGGUCGCACGAAAUAAUAAGCCAGAAGCAUUAUCAUUGAACGGGAUGUUGUCCGCACACGCCGCGGGCGAUCAGCGACCCGACUCUUCUUCCCAGCAACUCUCUGAAGCCCUUUCCAGAGAGCUCGCCGCCCGCAACAUGACUCCGACCACCGCAUUCCCUUCUCUUCAGUCGCCUUGUUUCUGGCACAAUCGGUUUGACGAUGCGGUAGACAUUGAAAAGGUCUUGGAGGAGAUUAAGAACGACGAAUGGAUGUCGCAUUCGAGGCUCGUACAGACUGCUACGGGCGUCCGUGAAGUCUCAAAGCAAUUGCAACGCCGACCUAUCCGUCGCGCAGUGCGCAAUGUCAUGAUCGUCACCAAGGCCCGUGACAAUGAACUAGUUUACCUAACUAGGGAAUUGACCAUGUGGAUGCUCAGAACACCCCGAUACGGCUCGGAUAUUGGAGUUAAUGUCUAUGUCGAUGCGAAGCUACGCAAUUCGAAGCGUUUCGGUGCUUCUAGUAUCGUCGAUGAGGAUACUCGAUUCCAAUCCAUGUUACGUUACUGGACCCCGGAUCUAUGCUGGAGCAGCCCGGAGAAAUUCGACCUUGUCUUAACUCUCGGAGGUGACGGGACUGUCUUGUUUACGUCUUGGCUUUUCCAGAGAGUUGUUCCUCCGGUCUUGUCAUUUAGUUUAGGAAGUCUCGGCUUCUUGACGAGCUUCGAGUUCGAGAAGUAUAAGCAACAUCUCAACCGGAUCAUGGGCGAAGAGGGUAUGCGUGUCAAUCUUCGCAUGCGAUUUACGUGCACCGUCUUCCGCGAUGGCGCUAAAGGCCAGGAAAUGGAGGAAGGAGAGCAAUUUGAAGUUCUUAACGAGCUCGUCAUCGACCGCGGCCCGUCUCCUUACGUUUCCAACCUCGAGCUUUACGGCGACAACGAGCUCCUAACUGUUGUCCAGGCGGAUGGAUGUAUCUUCUCUACUCCAACUGGAUCAACAGCAUAUUCUCUCUCUGCAGGCGGGUCUCUGGUCAGCCCCGACCUACCUGCUAUUCUCCUUACUCCGAUCUGCCCACACACAUUGUCCUUCCGUCCGAUGGUACUCAGUGACACGAUGCUUCUUCGUGUUUCCAUCCCGCGCAAUUCGCGUGCUACAGCUUAUUGUGCAUUUGACGGGAAGGGUCGGGUUGAGCUAAAGCAAGGAGAUUGUGUGACGAUUACGGCUUCUCAGUACCCAUUUCCCACGGUCAUGCGCACCGGAACCGAAUGGUUCGACAGUGUAUCACGCACCCUUCAGUGGAACACGCGAGCUGCCACUCAAAAGGGCUUUGAGAGCAAGCAAUCGGGCUCUGUCAACGGCGACGACGAACCCGAAUGGGAUAUAGAUACCGAUUCUGCCUACUACGCAAGUGAAGAUGGCAGCACUAGCGCGAGUCCUUUACGACGACAGAUGAGCCUUUUGGGCAUGUAGAGAUGGCAUAGACUUAGAUUCGCGGGUUAGAGAACUAGAUGGGUGGCGUAUGAUAUAGUUAUAUCUAUUUUUCCCCUGCACACAUCGCAGGAGGGUCGAGGUGAUCUCUCGAUGACACCUCGAGGAGUUCUUUGGCGCUGACUGAGGGUUUCAAUGGAGGACAACCUAGGGUUGCCUCCCAACGAGCGGCUGUUUAGUUUUGAUUUGGGUAUUUCGCACCCACCGAGACAAUUCUUCCCCGUCACGGAUACCACUGUCCUUUCACCGCCAGUCACGACGAUGGCGAUUAGAUAGACCUUUCCGAA
This is a messenger RNA of Annulohypoxylon maeteangense, 2581 nucleotides long. RefSeq names its product ATP-NAD kinase. NCBI's taxonomy places the organism in Eukaryota, Fungi, Ascomycota, Sordariomycetes, Xylariales, Hypoxylaceae. The record is from RefSeq and is a predicted model, not a curated record. Gene Ontology annotation, biological process: NADP+ biosynthetic process; NAD+ metabolic process. Bases 414 to 2276 code for a protein of 620 amino acids. Gene Ontology annotation, molecular function: NAD+ kinase activity. The transcript is spliced from 2 exons.